AUGAAGAAACCUGCAGGUGUUUUCAUUGCAUUAUAUUUAUUAUUCAGAAUUUCAGGAAUAACCUGUGAUCACUAUGAUUCAUGUAAUAGCAUAAAUGAGAAAUGUUCAAAUGACUAUGACUGUUGUUAUUCAAAAUGUAGUUUCUCAUUGCUCUCUUUUACAAGUUAUUGUAAUGACAAUACUAACUUACUCACUCCAAUAACAUCCUUCUUUAGUUCUAAAGAUCAAACAGGAAUAUGUUCAUAUACCGCCCCGGAAAAUAUGACAAUUAGUGAUCGAAUGUACAAAAUAUAUGGUUUAAAUGCAGCCCACGCUCUAUUAGAACCAGGCACCAAAGUCGAAGUGAGACUGAACGAUAAAAAGUUAAUGGUUACAAUAAAUGAUAAUCCUUCAACAAAAAAUGGAGUUAUUCUCGAGUUUUCCAGAGAAACAGCAAAUGUAUUAAAUAUUGAAAACGGAGCAAAAACAAGUUGCACGAUUAUUGUACCCCGAUUGGAGAAUACUUCGUAUUACAAAUAUCUUAAUUAUGUUUUACCUUAUAUGAGGUUAUUUUCGUUAUUAUUCAAGAUGAUAUAA
Molecule: messenger RNA, 576 nt
Organism: Macrosiphum euphorbiae (potato aphid)
Lineage: Eukaryota; Metazoa; Arthropoda; Insecta; Hemiptera; Aphididae
Source: the annotation of a GenBank genome assembly